CCUAAACCCCCUAUAACUGUUAGUUGAUUAAUUGAAUCAUUUUUAUGCCCUUUUUUCCUAUUAUUUUAACUAUUUGAUACCGUAAAGUGUGAAAAAUUUUAUGUUAAUUUUGUUCAAGAGUAUCGAAAUAGAAAAGUGAAUAAGAAGCAAAUAUAUUUUCCUACCAAAUUUCCCUUCUUUUUUUAUGAGUUUUUUUAGGCGAAAUGAGGAACAAAGUUAUGGGUUUAGGUAUCAAAUUGUCAUAUUAAGGUCAAUUUGAAAACUUUUUGGGUAUCACAUUGUCAAAAUAGAAUAGAAAUUUUCAAAUGUGGAAGUUGAUGAGGGUGAAACUUUUAGGGUAUCAAAGUGCAAAUAGCCUCUUACUUAAUGAUGUAUUUUAGUUUUUUUUGUUAGGACUUAGUCUUAUUUCGUCAUUCAGAUUUUGUAUGUAAUUUGUGAUAAAGUUUGAAAAAUCCCCCCACACGAAUUACUAGAAUUGAAAAAUCUUUCAAAUUUUUAUUACUUAUCAAAAGCCUCCUUUUACUAACAUUGUUGACAAAAUUCUGUAAAAUAAUCCAUAUACCUGAUACCAACUUUUCUGAACUAUUAGUCCAAAAUUUUCUUUUAUAUAAGUUAUAUAAUUAUCUCUGUACAACGUGUAGAAUUUUGUAGUGUGAAUUCUAAUAACUGUGUGAUUGAAAUCGGAGGCUUGAAUUUUUAAAAUAGUUGAUUAAAUAAUUUUGAAGUGUAUUCUUUUUUGUUGCUCCUUAUUAAAGAUCUUGAAAAUUGAAUUUCAAGGUAGGAAGAUAAGACAUAAUCAAGAGGAGGAGAAAAAAGAAGAAUAUUGAGAUAGGAUUAAAAUUCUAAAUUUAUGUUGAAAUUGAAUGACAUUUUAAACAUAACUGUAAAUGGUAAAAAAAAUUGUGAAAGAUAAGGUUAUUUUCAUCAAAAAAAAGUAAUAAGAUACAUUAUUAAAGGGAUGAGGGAGUCACUAUGAUUCAACCAUAUAAAUCUGGGGGGCUUGUUCAUCAAUUAAUAAAUACGAGUUUUUCUUUUUAGUUCUAUUGUUUACUUUAUGCUAGUUUUAAGGUAAAUUAUUGCUCUUGAUUAUGUUCUAAUGAAAAUAGGAGAUCAAUAUUAAGGAACCUCAGGUGACAGUCGCUUGAUGUUUUUUAAACGGAAGUUUGAACAGUUUUGGUAAAUUUGAACAUGAUGAUAUUAAAAAAAAAAUGGUUGAAGACCUAAGGUACUAAUGUUGGAUCAAAAUUCUGUCCAUUUUGGUGGUAAGGUCCAGUUACCCUGAUACGUUAAUGUGCGAGUAACUCAGAAAAAUGUAUGACUAGGUAACCAUUCCAUGAUAUUGCCAAAUAUGUUCAUGAACCAAGUUUUGAACUUAUGCCUAUCUAUUAGCUAACUCAUGGAUAUACCUCUCUCUUAUUUGCUCCCUCUCAAUUUUGCUAUCAAGAUGAAGCUUCUCCAUCUUCUUCUUCUUCUUCCUCCUCUCGUAAUCUUGGUAUCAUCGUCACCUUGCUAUUUCUCAUCUGUUUUCAAUUUCGGGGAUUCAAACUCAGACACUGGCGAGUACUCAGCUGCAUUUGAUCCCGUUCCUCCGCCUUAUGGCGAGACAUUCUUUGGCAUGCCUGCAGGAAGAUAUUCAGAUGGUCGGCUCAUUAUCGAUUUCAUCGUGAAGAGCUUGGGAUUGCCUUAUCUCAGCUCAUAUCUUGACUCAUUAGGCACCAAUUUUAGCCAUGGAGCUAACUUUGCGACUGCAUCAUCAACCAUUAUCGACGAGAAUGUGCCAUUGUCGCAGGGUGGAUGCCCCUUGUCCUCCGGUGUGCAACUCAAAGAGUUCCUGCAGUUCAAGUCGAGGUCGCAGUUAGUCUACAGUCGAGCUUUUGCAACAAUAAUAGUGGGCGUUUUCAAAGAAUUGAUGCCCAAGGAAGAAUACUUUUCUCAAGCUCUAUAUACGAUAGACAUCGGACAGAAUGAUCUGAAUGCUUGCUGUUUGCAGAACAAGUGUGGAGAGGACCUCAUACCAAAUGCAAAGAUGGUGUUUUCAAGAGCAGUCAAGAAUAUAUAUGAAAAGGGUGGAAGAAAUUUCUGGAUCCAUAACACAGGUCCCCUCGGCUGUCUUCCAUUAUUUCUACAUCAGUUGAAGCUCAAUGACGAGGAGUUAGACUCAGCAGGGUGUGGAAUUCGAUGCAACAAACUGGCACAAAGAUUCAACACAAUGCUCAAUGAGACGGUGGUUGAGCUCAGGAGAGAGCUCCCUCUUGCUGCCAUCACUUUUGUUGAUAUCUACUCUGUCAAGUACUUGCUUAUAAGCCAGGCUCAAAAGUAUGGUUUUGAGCAGCGCCUCUCGCAGCUUGUUGCGGAUUACGGUGGUGGAGAUUACAACAGUCAUUUCAAUGUGAUAUGUGGAAGCACGUGCCUAUGUCAACGGUCACAGCGAGUUUUGCUUGGAAAAUCGUGCAAGUAUCCAUCGGAGAGGAUUAGUUGGGAUGGAAUUCAUUACACCGAAGCUGCUAACAAAUGGGUUUUUGAUCAGAUAUCUGGUGGGAAAUUCUCUGAUCCUCCAAACUCUUUGAAUUUAGCAUGCUAUCAGGUGGCUAGUGAUUUGAAUGGUUCAAGAUCUUUUAUGUAAUUAUGUUGAGCAAGAACUUUUAUGCUUGAACUGUAUUCAUAGAUAAUGCGGGCGAAAUGUUAACUGUUCGGAUCAUCCGCGGCAGAUUAUGGGUUGUCGUUGAAUACGAGUUCUCAUUAGAUUGAA
Messenger RNA from Asparagus officinalis (garden asparagus), 2749 nucleotides. Its product is annotated as GDSL esterase/lipase At3g26430-like. Gene Ontology annotation, molecular function: hydrolase activity, acting on ester bonds. The record is from RefSeq and is a predicted model, not a curated record. Lineage: Eukaryota; Viridiplantae; Streptophyta; Magnoliopsida; Asparagales; Asparagaceae.